CCAUGUACACUCAGCUCGUAAACAAAGCAGCUUUGCUAGAGCGGAACAAGUUUGGCCACCGUUAACCUUAUUUCGAAAUGGCGAGGUCGCCCAUGGCGAUGCUCCCGUUCCUGGCACUCGGGGUAGCAGCACUAGUCCUGUCUGCCGCGGGAAUGGUGGCCGCGCAGAAGUGCGGCUGCCGGGCGAACGAGUGCUGCAGCCAGUACGGCUACUGCGGCACUACCGACGCCUACUGUGGAAAAGGAUGCCAGUCCGGCCCGUGCACGGCGAGCGGUGGUGGCGGCGGCGGGAGCGGCGUCUCCGUGGAGAGCGUCGUCACCGGGGCGUUCUUCAACGGGAUCAAGUCCCGGGCCGGCAACGGGUGCGCCGGCAAGAGCUUUUACACGCGCCGGUCGUUCCUGGCCGGCGCCCGGGCCAACCCCAACUUCGGGAAAGGCAGCACCAGCGACGACGGCAAGAGGGAGAUAGCCGCCUUCUUCGCCCACGUCACCCACGAGACCGGACACAUGUGCUACAUCGAGGAGAUCGGCGGGGCGAGGCAGAACUACUGCGACAGGAAGUACACGCAGUGGCCGUGCGCCUCGGGGAAGGGGUACUACGGGCGCGGGCCGCUGCAGCUGACGUGGAACUACAACUACGGGGCGGCGGGGAAGAGCGUGGGGUUCGACGGGCUCAACAACCCGGAGAAGGUGGCGCAGGACCCGGAGGUGGCCUUCAAGGCGGCGCUCUGGUUCUGGAUGAACAACGUGAAGCAGGUCCUGCCGCGGGGAUUCGGCGCGACGACCAGGGCGAUCAACAGCGGCGAGUGCAACGGCGGGAACGCGGCCGCCAUGAACGCCCGGGCGGGCUACUACAGGGCCUACUGCAGGAAGUUCGGCGUCGACCCGGGGAGCAGCCUCACUUGCUAGGUGCUUUGGGCCUGAUCGAGAUGGGCAUGCAGAGAACAUGCAUGGCUUAUGUAGAAUAAACGUUCGGCAUGCGUAUACGCGUCUUAAGCCGUCCAAACAAGAAAAGGGUGAGGAUGUGGUCUAGCACGUACCAAGAUCCUUGCAGUAGUACUGCUCACGAGCUCUACUCUUUUUCCUCAUCAACAAGCAAAAAGUGUUACUCCUAUGUUCUUGUUUAUUACUCAUGUCUAGGUACAUCUGUAUCUAGAAAAAUCUAAUACGAGAAAUUCAUGACGGAGGUAACAUUAUUGAGAUA
Messenger RNA from Triticum urartu, 1203 nucleotides. Its product is annotated as chitinase 5. NCBI's taxonomy places the organism in Eukaryota, Viridiplantae, Streptophyta, Magnoliopsida, Poales, Poaceae. Gene Ontology annotation, biological process: carbohydrate metabolic process; chitin catabolic process; cell wall macromolecule catabolic process. The record is from RefSeq and is a predicted model, not a curated record. Gene Ontology annotation, molecular function: chitinase activity; chitin binding.